UAGUUGGUUUGCUGGAAAUGUGGAUUCAAAGACUAAUUCAGAGAUUAUUACGAUUUUUAGUGAUUGUGUCGAGCUGUUGUCGUCUCAGAGUCCAAAGGCUGAGUUGAACGAAAAGCACCAAACUGUUGCACAACUCUCAGGGAGCGAGUUUACUUUCCCCUAUGAGGCAACACAACAGAAACACAGACGUGCAUGUUGUUCAGCUGUCAUUCUGGAGGGAAAGGCCCCAGUCGAGUGGAGCAGGGGGGAUGGAGGAGAUGAGGAGGCCAGCUCCUUGAGCCCCAGCCCCGCUGCUCUGCCUCUGACCCACCCAGAGAGCAUCGGGCCCUGGCAGACCGAGAGCCUGCUGGCAGAGUCCUGGUCCACAAUGGGCGACAUGGACGCCGAGGACGCCAAGAGCCUCGACAGCAACGACGGGGCGGCUCUGGCCGGAGAGGAGAACCACUCCUCCAACUCCGACAUGGUUCACCUGGAGCGAGAGGAGGUCGAGAUGCUGGAGGAGGCGGUGGAGGAGAGAGCAAGGAGAGUGGAGGAAGAGGAGGAGGAUGAUGAGGAGCUGCAGACGAGUGUGUUGAGUGUUUUAGGUGGGGAGAGGGAGGAGCAGGACCUCCAGGCUCCAGAAACUCAGGAGCUCCUGGUGUCAGCCGAGGAGCCCCACGUGGAGAAGGAGCCCGCAGAGUUCAGGCAGGUGGUUCCCCCGAUGGCCCUGCCUCCUCUGCCUAUCGUCAGGCUCGAUCCCCCCUCGGCGACCACCACCCCGGUCCCUUCCACCACAAUCUCUGAAGUUGAGGAACUCCUUUCCCUUCGGGGGCUCCACCCUCCGUCCAUCCUCUCGCCACUGGCAGCAGAACCCCGGGUAGAAAGUCUCCAGCAACUCAAAUUCUCACAGAUCCCUCUUUCAGAGGAGGAGGAACAUUCAAGUAAAGAAGCAGCGUCAGAGAAGCCACAGGCCCCUGCUCCUGAGACCAAACCUCUGAGCUCCACGGAGCUGCUGUGUGGAGGAGCUGCUUUAGUGGCUGUUGUCGGAGUCAUGGCGUACGGAGCUGUGGCCUACUGCCGAAAAUAAAACCUCCCACCCUUUCACCACAGGCUCUGUUUUUAAAUAUAUUCACAAUCGAUUACUCCGCCUCACUCUCUGAAUUCUGGAUUUCACUCGUUGUAUUGUCAUUAUUAGUCACAUUCGAUUUUUCAGGUUCAUUUUGUGCUACCUCAGCUCCCAUCAGAGCUUAUGGCCUUUAUUUCUGUUUUUCUCAGAGGAAAUUAAAGCUGUAAAAUAAAAAAUAAAAAAUCAUGUACAAGCUGCAAUUUUAAAGAAUCCUGAAACAUGAAA
Platichthys flesus (European flounder) is the source of this 1330-nucleotide messenger RNA. RefSeq lists its product as uncharacterized. The transcript has 2 exons. The coding region runs from base 368 to 1066 and encodes 232 amino acids. NCBI's taxonomy places the organism in Eukaryota, Metazoa, Chordata, Actinopteri, Pleuronectiformes, Pleuronectidae. Gene Ontology annotation, cellular component: mitochondrion. Gene Ontology annotation, biological process: apoptotic process. The record is from RefSeq and is a predicted model, not a curated record.